AUGGCUAAGUCUCGCAGUUCGGCGCCGCUCGGCUCGCUCGAGAUCAUGCGGAUGAAAGUAGCUAAUAAAAAAGCUGCCGACUCCAAGAGCUCUACCAUUCGCUCCAGCCAGGCCAAGAAAUCCCAGGCGGCCAUCCAGGACAGCAACACCAGUAGCGAGGGCAGUGAUAGCGAAGGCAGUGGCAGUGAUAGUGAUAGCGACGUCGACAUCGACCAUGCUCGUCUCGAAUAUGAGAAGAAGCAGGCGGAAAAGCUCAAGAAAGCUAUCGCAAAGCCGGGUUUGAAUUCUGCCGAGACCAAGUCGCCGCACAAGACCGAGACACCACCGCGAACCGCAGAGUCAACUACGCCUAAGACUAAGAUCACCGACACUGCCAAGUCUAAACCCGAAUCUACUUCCGACUCGGAAUCCUCCCCCGAAAUCUCCGAUUCCAAUGACGAGGAUGACGCUCACCCGGGUACCAAGCCGAAGAAGAGCAAGAGAGAGGCGGCUAAAGGCAAAGACUCAGAUCCAGCCCGUGAGGCCUCAAAUGAGGGCGAGAGCGAGGGCGAGAGCGAGGAUGGGGAUGCCAAGGAGACCCAGGAGAAGAAAGCUAGCGCAGAGACCAAGAAGAAGAAGGCUGGUGCGGAGACCAAGAAGGCCGGCGUGGAAGAGCCCACCCGGACAGACACAUCCAGCGAAGGCCAGAGUGAGGAGGAGAGUGAAGAGGAGAGUGAAGAGGGGAUCCCGUCUGUGCCACUCGGACCUAACCCCGGCCAUCUCAGUUCUCGACCGGCAUGGCUAAAUGGCUCCGACUUCACGCUUCGUAAAGCUUCGUCCGAUAACCCCGCCAAGGAGGUUACGGACUUUUUCAGCAAGGCCAACCUAGAGGGCAAGCAGGUCUGGUACUUCACAGCACCGGCAUCGCUGCCCAUUACGGUCAUAAAGGACAUGGAGAUCGACCUAUCUAAGGCCACAACCGGCGGCUCUAUACUCAACUAUAAAGGGGACAACUACGGUCUGGAUAUUGAAUCUCAAGCUACGAGCACACAGAUCCAGCUAUUCAUUCCCUCCCGCGGCGGAGAUAGUUACACUGCUCUGAACCGUGGCAUCGAUUCCACGGUACACCUCCGACGUAUCGCUAAGUUCGGACCAGGCGGUGCCGUCAGUGCAACCGCUGCUGACGACUACGUGCCAACGCCGAAACCUGUUCGCGAGCAGCCUCAGGGACUGAAGCCUCGUUUUACCCCCAUCGGCGUUCCCCAUUCCAAUCCUACACUGCCAGCUGCUCCCCUCCAAUCUCGCUCCACGGGAGCAGCACAACAGGCUGCCCCAGUCGGAUCAGAGAGCGAGCGGGAGAGCGAGUCGGAGAGCCAAACGACCAGUGACUCUGAGGAAGUAACGAUAACGCUAUCCAAACCCCCCACCUCGUCUUCCCCUUCGAAGAAGAAAGCUACGUCCUCGGGCACUGUCAGCAAACAGCUCAAGCGAAAGCAGCCGGCAGACGAGGCCGAGUCAACCCCGGCCAACCACUCGCAGCCUGCUGGGAAGACCACCAAGAGACCCAGGACAACCGCCACCAAGGCAGCAGCGCCCGUGCCGCCUUCGGCCCCGUCGCGCGCAGCCUUGACGCCUAACGGCGCGCCGCCGAAAACGUCCAAGGCGUCCAAGGCGUCCAAGGUGUCCAAGGUGUCCAAGGCGCCGGGCUCGAGUGCGAGGACAAAAACGCCCCAAUCGAGGCCCGAACACGUACUGCUCAGAUACACGCCCGUCCCGACCCCCACGAUUCCAAACUUGGAGACGAAGUAAUCAUUACGAGGGGCUUCCUGCUGCUCGGAUUCAUGGCGGCCGAGUUCUCGAAUUCAACAUCCUAUCUAUUCGUCAAGUGCCUAGCAGGCAUGGGGCGAUUGGCGAGGCGUGGCUAAGACCAAAUCGAGGCCUUGGUGACAGAUAGGGAUGUGUAUAGAUAGUUGUUACGAAACAAAGGAAAAGCAAGGCGUCGGCGGUAUGGCGAACAAAUCUUGCUGGCGUAGUCACACUCGCAUAUGUUUUAAGAGAUACCAUGGGCGACUACCUGCUCUCGGCUUAUUCCCGAUACCCAGAGAGCAGGUGAAUCGGACAGGUUAAUGCUGAAGCACGGGAAAGGAAUU
Molecule: messenger RNA, 2129 nt
Organism: Durotheca rogersii
Lineage: Eukaryota; Fungi; Ascomycota; Sordariomycetes; Xylariales; Xylariaceae
Product: DNA-directed RNA polymerase I subunit RPA34.5-domain-containing protein
Exons: 3
Coding region: 1-1788 (595 amino acids)
Biological process (GO): transcription by RNA polymerase I
Source: RefSeq, a predicted model, not a curated record